Molecule: messenger RNA, 3506 nt
Organism: Folsomia candida
Lineage: Eukaryota; Metazoa; Arthropoda; Collembola; Entomobryomorpha; Isotomidae
Product: trithorax group protein osa
Exons: 6
Coding region: 453-3215 (920 amino acids)
Source: RefSeq, a predicted model, not a curated record
UUAAAGGAUUGCAUUGACCAGUUUGUCUUGUUGUAUGUUGCACUUUGGUGCGAAUUAAAGUACCAUAUUGGGAAUUGGUAAAGUUUCAUGUUUAGUACAACGUACUCUCGAAAAAACCAAGUCAUUUCUUUUCCAUUCAGUUCUUGCAUGAUAGUCAAUGUGCAAUUUUAUGCAUUUGCAACUUUGAGCAAAUAAAGUGCAUCGUUUAUUAUUACUAUUUUGCAAUCUUUUCUACUGACUUUUAGAGUUCAAAGUAUUAUUAGGUGACAAGUGAACAUGUAGCGUCGUGGGAGUGGGUUAAGUUAAAGCGAUUUUUUUUAGAUUGGUUUGCAAUGAUCUCUGACAUUGGUGAAGUGAAAAUUUUUGCGUGGAUUUUUGUAACAGAUUGGGUAAUUUGUGAUCUUGUGUAAAAAAUUAAAUAGUUUCAUUAAAUAAAAUAACGAACAAUAAUAAUGGGGCGCUACAUUGGAUUGAUAUUUGCCGUCCAAUUGCUCGUAUCCGUGAAUUCUCAAGGAUAUGGAAACAUUGAGGAUGAUUCAGCAGCUCCAAGUGGAAACAAUCAGCAACAGCAAUUGAUUUCCUCCCUUCCUCAGUAUGAUCCUGACCCUGAAGGGUAUGCCCAAGCUCCAGCUGCGUCUCGUCCACCGGCAGCACCUUUAGAAGCCCCUGCCCCUCCGCAAGAUAAUAAUCUUCAACAUCAAGGUUCACCUUCCGCAGACCAAGGUCAAUCUCAAGAUUAUUGGUGGAUGAAUCAAAAUGCAUUCCAAAAACCGGCAGGUCAUCCCGGCGUAGAGCCAAGUGACAAUUCCGCUGCAGCCCCACAACAACCGCAAGCACCUGCGCGUCCUCCUCAGACGAAUCGAGCUCCAAAUUCUUACAAUGCACCAGCUCCAACUAAUAAUUUUCAAAAUCAACAAUCCAAACCUCAACAGCAACAAUUUAGACCACAGCAACAGCCACAAAGACCCCAGCAGCAACAAUUUCAACAACAACAACAACCUGCUGGAUCAGGGUGGACCGCUCCAUCCUCAAAUGUUCCUGUUCAGUCAAGUAGUGGAUUCAAUCCUUCUCCACCUUCAAACUCGCUGUCACAACCUGCCAACAAUUUCCCCCAAUCUUCCCCCGUUGUUGCGCCAGAGUGUCAACUUUUAAAUAAGGCAGAUUGUCACAAAAGAGCACCCCAACAAGCACCAUAUGAACCUGCAGAUCAAGGUUAUAAUUCCCCACCACAACCACCACAAAAUUACCGACCGCCUUCCCCUGCUCAACCACGACCUCAACCAACUCAAAGGCCACAACAACCUCAACAACCAUACGUUGCAGUCCAACCACCUCCAGGAUUUUACCAGCCUCCACCCCCACAACCGUAUGACACUCAACCACAACAAAAUGCUCCCAGCAAUCAAAACUACCAACCUCAAUAUCAGUCACCCCAAUCUCCUCAAUCGUCAUCAUUUCCACAAAGCGCACAAAGACCAGCGCAACCUUAUCGACCCCAAUCUCAACCCCAGCAACAACAAUAUAACAGACCUGCCCCACAACAGCAACCUCAACAACAAUACCAAAAUAACGGACAAUAUCAACAACCUAAUAACCAGUAUUAUCAAGCACAACAACAACAGCCAGCAGUAGGUCAACCUGUAAUUGGGCCGAUUGAUGACCAGGCUCCAUUCCCAGGAUGUCCAGCAGCAAUGCUGUGUGUGGAAGAUGAUAAGUGUAACCUUAUCGGAGUAAUUGAAGAUAACCUUCGACUUUCUUUGGCCGAUAAGGCUCACCGUGUGGCACUCAGCCAAUGUUCCGAACCCAGCACUGGGAUUCAUGGCGUCUGUUGCAGAGAUCCAGAUUAUAAGGAUCCCUGGCCAGAUAUGAAUGGUGGUGGGGGCAGUGGACAAUAUCAACCUCACCAUCACGAGGACAAGGGUCACCACAAUAAUGGUGGUCAAUCAAACAAUUUGCAACAACAGCAACAACAACAACCUCAAAGUAGCUUCAGAAACCCGUAUUCAGAAUUUGGAGACAGAGAGAAAAAAUCUGCAAAUCUGAAUGCAACCAGUUUGUCGAAAGUAUCACGACAUAAUCAAAAGGCAAAUAAUGCAAAUCAUGAGUUUCAUCCGUGCGAUGGGGAGGAAGUUUGCGUUAUUCAUUACCGAUGUCCAAAUAAAAAUGAGAACGGGCCUAGAAAGAAAUGCAAAGAGGACAUCUUCAAAAAUGCAUAUCACUGUUGCAAACUUCCGGAAUCGACGACAACUUCUACGACAACGACAUAUCGCCCAGUCAUCUUUACUAUCGCCACAAGUCGACCUCUCCCAAAACCCACGAACCAUAAUGCCCAUCAACAAAGUAGUAACAACAACAAAUUCCCCUCACCCCCCAGUCCAACUUUAGACUCAAUCUACAAAAACAACAAGUUUCUCACCGACACAUUUCCGCCCGAAGACGACUUUACCACACACUCGCCAAGCACAGAAUCUACUCUUAUUACCGGACUUGGGCUCCGUUUCCAUUCUCAUUUACACACAAAAUCAGCCAUUGAAGCCAACAAGCAUAAGCCAAAUCCAUACUUGGACACGAAGACGGAGAUUUUGCAGGAUGCUAUUGUAGACGAAGAGAAAGUCGAGGAGAAAGUGCCAUUACCCACUUUUAUUAAAACAUCUUCGGGUAAUAAUUUUUCGGAAAAUUCGUCAAAUUCGAUAAGUGAGCCUCAAAGUGCAUCUUCAAGUCUUCGCUUCAACUCUACUCCCUCAGUAGCUGUCAACCAAACGGAGAUAAUAAUAAUCUCAACAACAACUGAGUUACCAGAAAACUAUACGGAAGUUUACGAACCAGCUGCAAAUAGAACGAGAGAAAUUAUCCAAAAUUUUUGGAAUAUUGACAACCAUCUAAAUGUCACCGAGGCAGAGCUCAUAGUGAAAGCAGAUACUAAAGUGAAAGCCAGUAAUACUCAAAGAGUAAAAAUACCACCAAAGCCAAUUCCUUUAAAGGAAGAAUUAAUUUCCCAUCCACCUGCUGGCUACAUUUUCAAAGACUACGAGUUACACGUACCGGAGCACUUUCUUCCUGCAGGAUUCUUCCAACCACCAAAGUUCCAGUAUGGAGAAAGGCAGUACCCCAUCCCAGAAGAUUUUCCGCCUGAUAAUACCACCACCACCACGGCAUCCUCCACCGAUGAUGACAAUGCAACUACAAUCUUACCAAGUGAAGCAUCUGGACAAUAGGAUUUUUAAAUGUGUGAUAGAUUGAAGUAAAAUUGUGAGCUUUUUUGUAGUAGAAAAUUUUAUUAUUUUGUAUUAAAUCAACCGAGUCAUGUAUGAGCUAAUAAUGAAUCAAUGUUACAAAUAUGUAAUUUAUUUAGAAAAUGUAUCUUUUAUUUAUUGGUUUUAUAACGCUUUACUAUGCUCACUUUUUCUGAGCAUUUAUGUACAGUUAUUACAUGUUCAAAUAGUAAACCAGAAAAUUUACCUUGUUGAAAUGGCUAUAGAGACUAAUAAAGGAAAGUAUAUAUGGGA